AAACACUUUCCUCUCACUACCACUAAAUGUUCACAACAUGGCUGAUUAGGAGAUAAUUAACUUUUAUAUCCCAAUUAAUUUGAUACACUGAGACGAGCUUUUUAUAAAAGGAGGACUUUGCAAGAGUCAGCAUCUUCUCUUGCUGGAUCUGCUUUUCUCGACAUUCACGAUGCAGCUUUGUGGAGCUCUGAUCCUGUUGAUGACUCUCUCUGCAGCGUGUGGAUUAAAAUGCUACACAUGUGGACUGACUGGCCAUGUCUCUUGCACAUACAUCACAUCUUGCCCUUUUAUGAUGGAUCGUUGUUUCUACUACUAUAGCCAAGAUUUAACUCUUAAGGGUUGCCAAAACAGUAUUGGAUGUGUAAGCCCUAUAAGUUGCUGUGAGGGAGACUUGUGCAACAAUGCCAUACCUACUGGUCCCAGCAUGAUCCUCCUGCUGGUGUCCUCAGCCAUCAUCACACUCUUUACUCUGUAA
Monopterus albus (swamp eel) is the source of this 475-nucleotide messenger RNA. Its product is annotated as lymphocyte antigen 6I-like. NCBI's taxonomy places the organism in Eukaryota, Metazoa, Chordata, Actinopteri, Synbranchiformes, Synbranchidae. The record is from RefSeq and is a predicted model, not a curated record. The coding region runs from base 170 to 475 and encodes 101 amino acids. The transcript is spliced from 3 exons.